AUGAAGUUCUCUACCAUUCUUACUACCGGCGCCGUUGCCAUCUCCAGUCUGAUUGGCAGCGCCUCAGCCGAAGCCGGAUGCUCAAUGUCUCAAAAUGCGGCAACGAGGUUCUGGGAGAUCAAGAUGAGCGAUGUCGAUGACCCUCCGGCUGUGUGCCACCUGCUGUGGGAGAAUCUGAAGCGCUGGCCUGGUUGCACCGUCCAGAAGCCAAACGGCUGCGGCGCACCAUUCGGAGGAAACGAGGUUUAUAUGUACUUCGCCACGACGAUAGUCUGCUCCAGUGGCAUGAUCAAGUCUUCAUACUGGCAUGCUACGCACAACAGAUACGGCGCCAUCAACAGCUGUUGA
Messenger RNA from Colletotrichum siamense, 348 nucleotides. RefSeq lists its product as uncharacterized. NCBI's taxonomy places the organism in Eukaryota, Fungi, Ascomycota, Sordariomycetes, Glomerellales, Glomerellaceae. The record is from RefSeq and is a predicted model, not a curated record. The transcript has a single exon. Bases 1 to 348 code for a protein of 115 amino acids.